AUGGGGGAUACUGCAGGGGUCCUGACCCUGACCGAGACCUGGGCGGGUGAGUGCCGGGUCGGGAGGAAACGGCCACCGUCGGGGGCGGUGCGAGGGGACCGCGCGGCGGGGGCGCAGGACCCCCGGGGAAGUUGUGGAUGCGCCUUGGGACCCGACGGGCGCCUCCUCCGCAGGUACAGUCAGUUCACCUACGACGGCGCCGAUUACAUCGCCCUGAACGAGGACCUGCGCUCCUGGACCGCGGCGGACACGGCGGCUCAGAUCACCCGGCGCAAGUGGGAGGCGGAAGGUGAGGCGGCGGACUGGAGGAACUACCUGGAGGGCGAGUGUGUGAAGUGGCUCCUCAGAUACCUGGAGAACGGGAGGGAGACGCUGCAGCGCGCAUAGAUCACCCUGACCUGG
Molecule: messenger RNA, 402 nt
Organism: Ceratotherium simum simum (southern white rhinoceros)
Lineage: Eukaryota; Metazoa; Chordata; Mammalia; Perissodactyla; Rhinocerotidae
Source: RefSeq, a predicted model, not a curated record